Mercurialis annua (annual mercury) is the source of this 2056-nucleotide messenger RNA. RefSeq names its product BTB/POZ domain-containing protein POB1-like. Lineage: Eukaryota; Viridiplantae; Streptophyta; Magnoliopsida; Malpighiales; Euphorbiaceae. The record is from RefSeq and is a predicted model, not a curated record. The transcript has 6 exons. Gene Ontology annotation, cellular component: nucleus. Gene Ontology annotation, biological process: response to red light. Gene Ontology annotation, molecular function: protein binding. Bases 157 to 1806 code for a protein of 549 amino acids.
UUAAAUAAUGAAUUAAUUUCCGUUACACAUUGUAGCCUUCUCACCCUCUCUCUCUCUCUUCUCCCGAGGCUACCUUCAAAAUUAAAUUAAAACCAGAAAUCGCUAGGGUUUCAAGUUUUUCCCAAAUUUAUUAUUUAUACGACGGAGAGAGGUUUAAUGAGAGGUUCAAAUUCCGAUCUGUUCGACCCGAGAACGGAGAUGGACUCCGUUUAUUCCCGUGGAGCUUCGUCUUCGGACGGGGAUUUCGGAUUCGCGUUUAAUGAUAGUAAUUUCUCCGAUAGACUUCUCCGGAUCGAAAUUAUGGGGGACAUGCCUGAAAAUAAGUGCGACGGUGAGGGGUGUACUAGUCUCGCCGAUUGGGCUCGGCAUCGGAAGCGGAGGAGAGAGGAUAUUAAGAAAGAGAACGCUACGGAGGUGUCUGCGGGAGCUGAAGAACAGAUCUUAAAUCAGCCUGAUAUGGAUGAUUGUUUGGGCUGUGAAAACCAAGACGAGGAUGCAGUUGCGAUGAUUGAAGAGCCGGCUUCGGGUGAUGAAGCUACGGACGGUACUGAGUCAACAUGGAGCAUGGAUUGUUCUACAGUUGAAAGAGUUAAAACAUUGCACAUCAGUUCUCCUAUUUUAGCUGCGAAAAGCCCAUUUUUUUACAAGCUCUUCUCAAAUGGAAUGAGGGAGUCGGAACAGCGUCACGUAACACUACGGAUCAAUGCAUCUGAGGAAAGUGCCCUGAUGGAGCUGCUGAAUUUUAUGUACAGUAAUACCUUAUCUACCAAUACAGCUCCUGGCGUGCUUGAUGUUCUGAUGUCUGCUGAUAAAUUCGAGGUUGCUUCAUGCAUGAGAUAUUGCAGCCGGCAGCUGCGUAACAUGCCCAUGACACCAGAGUCUGCUUUGCUGUAUCUAGAGCUUCCCUCUAGUGUUUUAAUGGCUGAAGCAGUCCAACCUUUGACUGAUGCAGCAAAACAAUACCUUGCAUCUCGAUAUAGGGACAUGACCAAAUUCCAAGAAGAGGUGAUGUCAUUGCCUUUGGCUGGAGUUGAGGCGAUUUUAUCUAGUGAUGACCUCCAGGUUGCUUCAGAAGAUGCGGUGUAUGAUUUUGUUUUGAAGUGGUCUAGGACUCAGUAUCCAAAACUGGAGGAGCGUCGUGAAGUCUUGGGUGCACGUUUAGCACGUUAUAUUCGCUUCCCGUUCAUGACUUGCCGAAAGCUUAAGAAGGUUUUAACAUGCAAUGACUUUGAUCAUGACGUCGCAUCCAAGGCUGUGCUUGAGGCUCUCUUUUUCAAGGCAGAGGCCCCACACCGCCAACGAUCUUUGGCAGCAGAAGAGUCCGCGUCUUUGAAUCGUCGGUUUGUUGAGCGUGCAUACAAGUAUCGCCCAGUUAAGGUGGUGGAAUUUGAACUACCGAGACAACAAUGUGUGGUAUACCUAGAUCUGAAGCGAGAAGAGUGCUCGAAUUUGUUCCCAUCAGGACGGGUGUAUUCUCAGGCAUUCCACCUAGGCGGACAAGGAUUUUUCUUGUCUGCACAUUGCAACAUGGACCAACAAAGUUCAUUCCAUUGUUUCGGUUUGUUUUUGGGAAUGCAAGAGAAGGGGAAUGUGAGUUUUGCUGUAGAUUAUGAAUUUGCCGCCAGAGCAAAGCCAACCGAGGAAUUUGUUAGCAAAUACAAAGGGAACUACACAUUCACUGGCGGCAAAGCAGUUGGUUACAGAAACUUAUUUGCGAUUCCAUGGACAUCCUUCAUGGCCGACGAUAGUCUUUAUUUCAUAAACGGUGUCUUACAUCUGAGAGCCGAGCUUACAAUCAGACACUGAUUGGAAGCUGCCGGCUCUAGAAAGUUCUAACCUCCUUUGUUUUUCUUGUCAACUUUAACUAAUGAAAUGUAUGUAAUAAGUAGACAGCAUGCGGUAAGUUAGUUUUGGUUGAAGGGUGAAACAAAUUAAGAACAUUGCUUUUGUCUUGGCAAUGUGUAGGCAAUGUAAAUGCGGUCGGUGGUGGAAAUGUGAGAUCCUGUUGUGAUCAGAUAAUGAUGAAAAUGCUAUUUCUAGUACCAUAUUUAGCUGA